This is a messenger RNA of Phaedon cochleariae (mustard beetle), 1146 nucleotides long. Lineage: Eukaryota; Metazoa; Arthropoda; Insecta; Coleoptera; Chrysomelidae. The record is from the annotation of a GenBank genome assembly.
AUGGGGCAGAUCCUCGUCGGGGGAGACAGCAGCCCCACCGACAGUACCCAACGUCCGGAGAACGCACUCGACGCUCUGCUAGACGAACUCCAAACCUUCUCCAAACCUCACCCAGUUGCUCAAUCCCAAGACUCCUCCAGUUCCGAGGCGCCCUCACUGCCCGCAAAGGGCACCCGGCCUCCCCAAAUCGCAGACAUCGGUCGAAAGGGCAGCAUGGACUCUGCGUCUCUCCUCACCAGCCACAACCUAUCAGUCAGCACCUCCACCGGCAGCUUGAGAAGGCUGCAUUCGUAUCCCAGCGGUUCCGACACCGACAACAGUCCUCCUAUCCAGCCCCUGCAAAGGGACUGCAAGACUACUGCCAAGCCGCCUUUGCCAGAGAGGAACCAAGAACUGUUGAGCCAAGUGGUCGGGAAGAGAGUACCGCCCCCUCCUCCCCCGAGAACCAGCUCGAAGUCUCCCUUAGCCUCGCCGACGUCUCCCAACUUACCACGCAAGUCUCCAGCGGCUGGCUUACAACAUAUCCAGAACGUGCAGAAUAUGAUAGAAAAGCCCUUGUCACAGUUCGAGCAAGCUACCCAGAACCUAGGCCUUCAAACUUUGCGCAGGAAUAUCCCCAAUAGAUCUAGCAUCAAAGACCCCACCAAGUCUCAAACCCUUCCGAGAAAUAUAGGCUCUAACCUACAACUACCAGAACCAGCUGAAGUUAUUUCUGCCAGCAACAGCAGCAGUUGCGAGAGCGUCAAUUCCCAGGACGGCUCGAAGAAAACUAGGAAGGAAGAACUGGAGCACAGGCACCAAGAGCUGCUAAAGAAGCAAAAGGCUCUGCAAGAGCAGUAUGCUAGGCUGCAACAGUUACAGCGAGGUAACAACACUUUGGCGGUGAUUCCUCCGCCGCCUGACCAGUUGCUGAAGAAAACUGGAAGCGAAUCUAAUCUCUUGCAGAAGAUGGGCCUCCAGCUUAGUACCUCACAGAUGACUGGGUCCCUAACGAAUCUGCCCAAUACCACGAAAAUCGCUUUAACGAACACCAAUUCGAACCCCAUCGAUUCUUCCAGCUUGUCGAAUAACAUAGAUGAGCAGAAUAAGAAUAACACUGCUAAUAAUACUCAGACCAAUAAGGUGUAUGAGACAGACAUACUGUGA